Prosopis cineraria is the source of this 727-nucleotide messenger RNA. Its product is annotated as oleosin Ara h 11.0102-like. Lineage: Eukaryota; Viridiplantae; Streptophyta; Magnoliopsida; Fabales; Fabaceae. The coding region runs from base 37 to 492 and encodes 151 amino acids. The record is from RefSeq and is a predicted model, not a curated record. Gene Ontology annotation, biological process: sexual reproduction; lipid storage. The transcript has a single exon. Gene Ontology annotation, cellular component: monolayer-surrounded lipid storage body; extracellular region; membrane.
UCGUAUCAGUUUCCCUCUCCGAUCUCUAUCGUUUCAAUGGCCGAAAUCCGCCAUCAUGAUUCCCCUUAUUACUUCGGCACUCAGUCCCCUUACUACGGCUCGCAGAGGCCCUACACCGCCGACUCUGGGACCUACCAGGCCGCCAAGGUCGCCACUGCUGUCACAGCCGGUGGCUCCCUUUUGAUCCUCUCUGCUUUGAUCCUUGCCGGAACGGUCAUCGGCUUGACUAUUGUGACUCCACUGUUCGUGAUAUUCAGUCCGGUGCUGGUGCCUGCUUUGAUCUCUGUGAUCCUCUUGGGCUUGGGCUUCACGGCCUCUGGUGGGUUCGGUGUGGCGGCCGUCACUGCGAUAGCGUGGAUCUACAAGUAUGUCACCGGCCAGAAUCCCGCAGGAAGUGACCAGCUGCAAACGGCGCGUAACAAGCUCAUGAAUAAAGCGCGUGACAUUAAGGACUACGCGCAGCAGAGUGUCGCCGGAGGACAGACGUCGUAAAACCUGCACACGCGUGCACUGGAUUUCUGCCACGUGCCUGAAGUAGAGAAUUGGAAGUCAUUACAUCACAUUUUGUGUGUUCUACAUGUUUCUUUUUCUUCUUCCACUUCUCUUUGUUUAGUUUCUUUUCUUUUGUCUGUUUUCUGUGGGUCAUGAUCUUCUCAUGUCUUUGGAGCUGAAUCAAGGGGACCGAGGACUUUUUACUUUUUAUAAUCCAAGUUCUGAUUUAAUUCAA